Anopheles arabiensis is the source of this 2250-nucleotide messenger RNA. RefSeq names its product multiple inositol polyphosphate phosphatase 1 (gene Mipp2). The transcript is spliced from 4 exons. The coding region runs from base 125 to 1480 and encodes 451 amino acids. NCBI's taxonomy places the organism in Eukaryota, Metazoa, Arthropoda, Insecta, Diptera, Culicidae. The record is from RefSeq and is a predicted model, not a curated record. Gene Ontology annotation, molecular function: inositol phosphate phosphatase activity; acid phosphatase activity.
UUGAAUUUACGUUGAACAGUAAACAAUUGUUUAUUUAUUUAUUCCUUCUACAGCAUGUAGAACUACGUCUUGAGCACAUUGCAAAAGCUGUAUCCGGGACAAUUUUUACGUUCAUUUAAGCACUAUGCUACUUCGCACUGGACCCAAUAUUGUUUUACUUCUUGCGCUACUUGUAAGCUUCUCCUCCAUCCUGCUGUCGUCCUCCGUCGGUGCUGAAAGAUGGUGUGCAAAUAAUCCCAAAGAUACCAUAUUCCGCCGGCUUGGUACCAAAACUCCGUACCGCCACGUACAGAACAAGGAUGUACGCAGCAUAGCCACCGUGAACGGCUGCACCGUCAUCAAGAUAUGGGGCCUGUUUCGCCACGGUACGCGAAACCCAUCGAAAAGUAUCAUCGAUCACAUGCGCACCACACUUCCGGAACUGCAGCGGGACAUACUGGAACAUGGCCAUAUAUGCCGGGAUCAGCUAGAGCUGUUCGAACGCUGGCAGCCCCGGGUUACAGUCGAAAACGCUAAGCUACUCGUGCGCGAAGGAGGCGACGAACUGUUCCAGCUAGGACAAAGGAUACGUAAACGGUUCGGGACGCACAUUCCGGAACGGUAUGAUGAACAUGAUUUCCGGUUCAAGUUCACCAAAACCGAACGUGCAGAGUAUAGUGCUCGGAAUUUUAGCCACGGUCUUUUCGGCCGUGACGAACCGAUCCAAUAUCCGGAGGCACUACAUCGCGACCCGGUGCUACGGUUUUAUAAGGGUUGCGAGAAAUGGAAGAAGCAGGUGAAGCAAAAUCCAUACUCGUACCGCGAGAUGGACCGUUUCGGUAGCUCCAAGCAAAUGAGAAGCGUGAUUGAGAAACUGUCGAAACGAAUCGGAACGUUCGUCAGCCCGGAAGAGGUACACGCCAUUUAUCAGACGUGUGCGUUUGAAACGGCCUGGAGCGAUCGGGACAUCUCACCGUGGUGUUUGCUGUUCGAUAAGGACAGCAUUUCCACGAUGGAAUACAACGAAGAUCUAAAGUACUACUGGAUCGAUGGAUAUGGUUAUGAUUUAACGCAUCGGCAGGCAUGUUCCGCUUUUGCCGAUCUGUUCACCAAUUUCAACGACGAGAAUGGACCUCGUUUCACGUUCUACUUUACACAUUCGGGUACGCUUCUGAAAUCGAUCGCCUUUUUGAAUCUAUACAAAGACAACGAACCGCUGAGGGGGGAAAGCAUGCGCCACAAGCGAAAGUGGCGCGUCAGCCACAUCGAUGCGUUCGGAACCAAUCUUUACUUUGUGCUGUAUGGUUGCCCUGAUGGAACACAAUCGAUCGCAUUAUACCACCAAGAGAGGCUUACCAAUAUACCAGGCUGCCCGGAAGAUGUACCGCUUUGCAGUUACGAGCAUUUUAAACAAAUGUACGCCGACCGUAUUGAACAGUGUGAUUUGAGUGCGAUGUGUUACGAGCCGCAUGUGCCUAGCAGUGAAAAGGACGAAUUAUGAAACUAUGUUUAAAUAGUGGAUUUUAUUUAUUUUAUGCGCUAUUGUGCUUACUUUAAAUACAAAAUGACGCUUUUGUCUGUAGCUUGCGAAGCACGCAAUUUUAAAUCGAAUAAAUACAGCACACCAGCGAUGUUGUGGAAACAAAACAAUACCCAACGAACCGUUUUAAUAUAUCAGCAAUUAUUUUAUCUGAUCGUUUGUGGAUCAAAUGCUUUCUCUCCCUCCUUUCCUUCAGGUUUCUGAGUUGUUGACAAAAUCGGUUAUAUCUUAUCUUAUCGAAGCGAUGCGUAGUAAAGCCAACAAUACGUUCUCCGCUGUUCCACAGCAGUAAGUGUACAGCGUGCGCAAGCUAGCAAGCGAUGCGCCAUAAGGCUGAAAAAUGAACUUCUCAGACGUUGUGUUGGAAACUCCGUUGAUCGUGGAAAAGUCCAAAUUCACAACGACGGCCAUUCUUUACCUGCAGCGACAGAACAGCCAAGAAGUGUACUGUGAUUUUGUCCCCGCCGCCGACGAACCCUUUCGUCCCAACUAUGACCGGAUUAAGCUGAAGCGUUUAUCUGUGUUGAAUUUAUCGAUGUGCGUUAUCUGCCGCUGCGACAUUAAGUACAACAAUCAGCGAAGAGCCCUGAAAUGUGACCAUGCAUUCCAUGCAAAGUGCAUCAAGCAGUGGACAUCCUUCCAGAACAUUUGUCCGAUUUGCAGGAUUGAGUUGUAAUGAACCACGAGCUAAAACCCCCGAUUUCGCAAUAAACUUUUCGAUUUGUUAGUUA